ACGUCAACGCGGAAGUUUGAACGUAAAGAAUGAGAACUAUUUGAAGAGGUUGAAAGCUAAAUAGUUUAUACUGAGCUUCUGGAAGUAGCGCAGCAUGUUUCAACGCAACUGGACUCCGUGGCGACGGCCAGCUUAUGACAACCUGAACCCGCCACCACAAGUACACCCUUAUAACCAGAGUCAUCCAGGCCUGGAAGGUGCUAACAGAGCACAGAAACACAAUCAAACCUGGAUAGAGAGCUUGGGAAGAAAGCGAAGCUACCAUGCUCUUGACAAUGAGAGAUUGCCUCCUUAUGAAUGGAAGCCUCCUCCACUCACCUCGACAGUCGUCCCUCUACAAAUGCCAGCUAUCACCAGUGGGCACAAGAGACAAAGUAGCGAUUACAACUCUAGUGCUGUGAAACGCCAACGUCUUGACUCCUCUCCCCACCCAUCAUUAGAUUCCUCUAUUAGGAUUGCUCAUCCCCGUUGUUAUCCUGAGCCAGUGGAAUCCUCCAGAGCUUCUGUCAAUGGUCCCAAUCACAUGUUAUCCAGUCCACUCGCCUACCCCCAAACACAAGUGCUUUCUGUCCCAGAAAGCUCCAAAAGUCUACAGCUCUAUGCAAAAGACAAGCUGAGCGGUCAGAUGGUGGAGCUGUUUGAGGCGUGCCAGCAGCAGUUUUCAGAUUUGGAACGGAAGGAGUUGCUCAGAAGCUAUCUGCAGCAAGAGAUACAGAAGUUUUAUAGAGUGGGGCGGCUUUACUUGACCGGAUCUUCCAUGAAUGGACUGGGCUGCCGGAGCAGUGAUGCUGAUCUGUGUCUUGUCAUAAUGGGACAUAAAAACCAUCGUCCUAUUUCAGUCCUUAAAAAUCUCACAAGGGCAUUUCGAUACCUCUCUUGCGUUGAGAGGAUUCAGCUGAUAAGAGCAAAAGUCCCAAUUCUCAGGUUCAAGCAGAAAGGCAGUGAUCUGGAGUUUGAUCUGAAUAUCAACAACACAGUGGGCAUCAGAAACACGUUCCUCCUGAAAGGUUAUGCUUAUGCUGAUCCCAGGAUAAGACCCCUGAUCCUCGUCAUAAAGAAAUGGGCUCGACACCAUCAAAUCAACGACGCCAGCAAAGGAACGCUGAGCAGCUACACGCUGGUGCUGAUGAUCCUUCACUAUCUCCAGAUUCUUCAAGAACCAGUCCUCCCAUCUCUACAAAGAGCGUUCCCAGAUUGUUUUGAUCCCCUCAUGGACAUAGACAUGGUUCCAGAGGGAUGCAAAAACAGUCCUCCCUACACGUCAAAAAACCAGUCCUCUCUGGGACAGCUGCUGUUGGGUUUCCUCAAAUACUACACCACACAGUUCAGUUGGGAUAAACAUGUGAUCUCUGUGCGAGAAGCCGCGACUUUUCCUCGGACCAAGUCUGGAGAGUGGAAAAACAAAUUAAUUUGUGUGGAAGAGCCGUUUGAGAGAAAAAACGUUGCCAGGGCCGUUCGCGAGAAGCACAAAUUUGAUGCCAUUAAAGCGCAGUUUGCAGAGUCAUGCCGAUUACUGCAAACAACGAAGGACCUGAAUUCAAUCGUCCCAGUCAGAACCAUCAUAAAUAAGGAGUUAUCCAGGAGAUAAGAGGUUGAGAUGGUCUGACUGGAGUCCUGUGCCUCGAGAUGGGCCCGACUCCAGGAACGGUGCAAAGAUUUUGGGUUGUGCUGAGAGUCCUCUCAUCUGAUCAGGCUGAGACGUGAAACCAGAGAUAGUCUUGAAAGCAAUAGAUGGUG
Molecule: messenger RNA, 1737 nt
Organism: Nematolebias whitei (Rio pearlfish)
Lineage: Eukaryota; Metazoa; Chordata; Actinopteri; Cyprinodontiformes; Rivulidae
Gene: tent2
Product: terminal nucleotidyltransferase 2
Exons: 16
Coding region: 95-1588 (497 amino acids)
Cellular component (GO): cytosol
Molecular function (GO): poly(A) RNA polymerase activity
Source: RefSeq, a predicted model, not a curated record